Molecule: messenger RNA, 1581 nt
Organism: Labrus bergylta (ballan wrasse)
Lineage: Eukaryota; Metazoa; Chordata; Actinopteri; Labriformes; Labridae
Gene: mterf3
Product: mitochondrial transcription termination factor 3
Biological process (GO): mitochondrial transcription; mitochondrial ribosome assembly; regulation of DNA-templated transcription
Cellular component (GO): mitochondrion
Molecular function (GO): double-stranded DNA binding
Source: RefSeq, a predicted model, not a curated record
GUUACACUUCCGUGAAGUCCUGUGCACGUGAAAACGUUUGACAUUGCGCGACACUUUGUGUAGAGGAUGGAUCCUGGUGGAGAAUAAAACCUUUUUGAGUGUGGAAACAAAGUAAUUGCUAUGGCUUCGUUCUGUGCAAAGCUGUGUCUUCAAUGCAGAAGUCUUCCUUUCUCCAAGACAGUGGCUCGUACCUGGAAGUGCUUCCCCCCUGCUCACCAUUGCACUGCGUAUACAAGAAUACCUGUCAAAUGUCUACACGGAUUCGCAGUUAUUAGUGAGGAUGAAAAAAAACCAUCUCAGGCAAGGCUGAGGUGGAAACAGCAUAUUUUGCGCAAUUGUAACUUCUCUACUGAACAUCGGGCAACCGAGGUUAAGGAAAACAAGGAGACUGAAGAGCUGUCAAAAGCCAGUGUUGUAGCAUACAAGAACCCCUUACUGCCCAUCAGAGAUGCGCUGCCAGUGACCGAAAGCCAGAUGUCUUUAGAUCUUGAUGCUGCUGCUGAAUUUUCAGCAUUAGAGCAGAUUGGUGAUGAAGAGGCUAUCGGUAUAUCUGUUCCCUCUCACAUGCCUCCAGCCUCCACGUCUUUAAGAGACUAUGUUGACCAGUCUGAGACACUAAGCAAACUGGUACAGCUAGGUGUGAACCUAUGGAAGCUUGAACAAAGGCCUAAUGUAGGGUCCAUGCUGCUGAGGCUGAACUUUAAUACCGACGUGGCCCCGAGGCUGCUGUUUCUCAAAGAAGUGGGAGUGGAGCACUCUCGCUUUGGCUAUAUCAUCACACACAACCCCUUCAUCCUCACAGAGAGUUUGGAAAACCUACAGUCCAGGGUGAACUAUCUUAGAUCAAAGAAGUUCAGCUCUGAGACAGUUGCCUCCAUGGUGUCCAGAGCACCAUAUCUGCUUAACUUUAGUGUGAAGAGGCUUGACAACAGACUGGGGUUCUAUCAGGAGCAUCUCAACCUCAGUGCAGCAAAUACACGGGACAUUGUAGCUCGUCUGCCCAGAUUACUGUGUGGCAGCUUGGAGCCGGUUAAAGAAAAUUUAAAGGUGUGUGAAAUAGAGCUUGGCUUUAAGCAAAAUGAGAUCCAACAUAUAGCUAAAGCUGUCCCGAAAGUGCUGACGGCUAAUAAAAGGAAGCUAACCCAAAUAUUUGACUUCCUCCACAACACCAUGAAGGUGCCCCACCACCUGAUCGCCAAGUUUCCACAGGUUCUCAAUGCCAAGUACUUGCGGAUCCGGGAGCGCCACCAGUUCCUUGAAUACCUGGGCAGGGCUCAGUACGAUCCAACGAUGCCCAAUUACAUCUCACUGGAACGCCUGGUUUCUCUGCCGGAUGAGAACUUUUGCAUUGAGUUGGCUCUGGCCACUUUGGAAGAAUUUGAUUUGUUCCAAAAGACACUUUAAUUCCUCACAAGUGGACGAUCGAAUGGUCUUAUAAAACAAGUGGUCAAGAACAUUCAAUAUGUAACACAGUAUCAGAACCAUGCAGGCAUUACAUUUGGACAUACAGAGCAUCAACUAAGUUUGCAUUGCAACAUUUGUUUUGUAAAUAUGAUGUUAAAUAAAUGUAUACAAUAUAUA